CCUUUGCCGACCUAGCCGUCAUCAGCAGAUUCAGUGACGAAAGAUUUUUACAACAAACAAGUAGCAGCAAUAAUGGCGGAGAAUAGAGCUAGUGGGAAAAAGAUCACCAUUAUGGUGAAAACACCCAAAGAUAGAAAAUCGAUAGAGAUCGAAGAUGAUGCAGAAAUUAAAGAUCUCAAGGCCAUUGUCGCGGAGAAGUUUGAGACCAACCCGGAGCUGGUGUGUUUGAUUUUCGCUGGUAAGAUCAUGAAGGACACCGACACGCUCAAGACACACAACAUCAAGGAGGGUUUGACGGUGUACCUGGUCAUAAAGGCGGCCCCCCGUGCGGAUGCGGAGAGUGCGCGGCGAGCGCCGGCGGAUGUGUCGCAAACGCCGUUCGGAUUGAAUCAGCUCGGCGGUCUCGCCGGACUCAGUGCGCUCGGCGGCAAUCAGACCAACUUCAUGGAUUUGCAGUCCCGCAUGCAGCACGAGCUGCUCGACAACCCCGACUUGAUGCGCACGGUGCUGGACAACCCGCUCGUGCAGCAGAUGAUGAACAACCCGGACACGAUGCGCCAGAUACUGACCUCGAAUCCGCAGAUGCAGGAGCUGAUGCAACGCAAUCCGGAAAUUUCGCACAUGCUGAACAACCCGGAACUGCUGCGACAGACGAUGGAAUUGGCUCGCAAUCCGUCGAUGUUGCAGGAGCUGAUGCGUUCGCAUGAUCGUGCCAUUUCCAAUCUGGAGAGCGUGCCGGGCGGGUACAGUGCAUUGCAGCGAAUCUAUCGCGACAUCCAGGAGCCGAUGAUGAAUGCCACCUUCCGCAAUCCGUACUCCGGGACCUCCGAGUCGGGCAGUACUAGCGGAGGCGGUACCAAUCCGCAGCAGGGCACCGAAAAUAGAAGCCCUCUGCCGAAUCCGUGGAGCAGCGCUAGCAGCGGCACCGGUAGUGGCAACCGUGGGGCAGCCGGAACCGGCAGUGCUGGCACGGAUGCUGCCGGAACUCCGCUCGGACUGCUCAACACACCGGCGAUGCAGAGCUUGCUGCAGCAGAUGAGCGACAACCCAUCCAUUAUGUCGAAUAUGCUGAAUUCGCCGGCUACCCGCAGCAUGAUGGAAGCGUUGGCCGCCGAUCCGGCCAUGGCCGCGAACUUGAUGAGCCAAAAUCCGCUGCUGGCCAACAGCCCCGGUCUGCAGGAGCAGUUGCGCACGAUGAUGCCCCAGCUGAUGCGGCAGAUGCAAAACCCGGAAGUGCAGCAAAUGGUCACCAAUCCGCAGGCACUGAAUGCGAUCCUGCAGAUUCAGCAAGGAAUGGAACAGUUGCGCUCGGCCGCUCCCGGCCUAAUGAGCACGAUGGGCAUUCCGCCGAUGCCGGGUGCACCGCCGUCAACUACCGGCUCGGGCGGUACGGGUGCCACGAACACGGCCAGCGCGGCUACCACCGCAACGGGUGGCGCCGGUGCACAGGCGUCGAACAACGAUGCGCUGUUUUCGGAGUUUAUGUCCCGCAUGAUCAACGGGAUGGCAUCGGGUACGGCUGAUACGAACAUUCCACCGGAGGAGCGCUACCGGCUGCAGCUGGAUCAACUGACGGCGAUGGGAUUUGCUAACCGUGAAGCUAACCUGCAGGCCCUGAUUGCUUCCUUCGGCGACAUCAAUGCGGCGAUCGAGCGAUUGCUUGCGCUUGGCCAGCUGUCGCUAAGCUAACAAUGUGCGCCCCUCAACUGAACCGGUGAGCGAAACGACUAGGGAUGACCUUUGCUAACACGUUGCUUCAAUAUUUUUGUGUCCGAUUUGUAUCGUUUUGAGGGGGGGGGGGUCCAUUCUUCCCUUUGAGGGAAAGGAAGGGUACCACACUUUGGAUCCGUACGCCGUUGUGUGCAAUACACCUGUCCCACGCCGUGCAAGAUGUGUUUGUGCACACCAGGAAUAGUAAUCUUUGCAUAAUAUCGCAAGCAACAUUGAACAGCAGAAGCGAACGUGUACGAGCAUUUCCUUUUUCUUUCUUGUUUUCCUCUUCUAUUACAUCUGGUAAAGGAUAUAUAUAUGUUUCCAAUCGAACGGAUCGGAGAAAAAAGGGUAGUAAUUAUUGAACGGAGACAAUGAUGGAAAACAGGACAUAAAUUAGAUAUUCUUUAUAAAAAAAAAACCUAGCACACAAUUCAUUUUCCGCAGCAAUUGUUAGCGGAUCGUGACGCUUAGCGUUUCUGUUUGUAUUCUUCAUCUGCUGAUAGAUGAUACUCACCGAACGGCAUUUGCUUUAAGCGUAAUGAGCAACAAUGUCCUUUCCUUUUUUGAUGUUGAAAUUUCCUUUUUUGAUAAAUGUCCAGCAAUGUGUCGAAAUUAGAAACUGACUACAGAGAACUCUAGGAUCACCGUAGUACCGUCAAUGUUUGCCUGCAAUGUGCGCCGUUUAAUCGCAUCUUUAUUUUUGACCAGUGUUUCUGCAUACGGCCGAUGGUAAACACAUUGUACUAUGGUUAUGUUUUAUUGUACUACAAGUGGGGAUAAAACGGAAUGUAGCAAAAUAUGGUGGUUGUAUGGUAGUGAGAAGGGUGGAUUAAUGGUGGAUAAUGAUUGAAAAAAAAAAAACACAGCAAUUGGGAUUAGCAACAAACUCCUAGUUCCAGAAUGCUAUCGAAAUAAGUCGCUACAAAAAAAUAAUAAUAAUAACACACCUACCCACACAUCCUCCUGUUCUUCGUCGUUAUUCAAUGUAAAACAAUGCAAAACAUGCAGUAAACACAUUUAGAACACGCCUCUGGAAUCUGGGCGCGUACAGCGCGCGCUGCGCACACAACAAUACACUUUUAUCUUGCUCUGACUCUUGAAACACGAAUAGAAAAUUUAAUGAAAUAAAAAUGCCAGCGAAAAAUGGACAGCAAAAUCAAUAGAUUCGAAAUGAUAAGAUUUGUGUGCGUGUGUGUGUGUGUGUGUGUUUGUGGAUAGCGAAUGCAAAGCUGCUACUGCUGUGUCUACUUUCUCCCAUCCAUACCUGCGUCGAUGGAUAGAUAUACCUAUAUACAUAAACAUAAAGUACUAGUAUAUUCAAUAAAAAGUUAAACCAA
Anopheles merus is the source of this 3050-nucleotide messenger RNA. It is a transcript of the gene Ubqn, whose product is annotated as ubiquilin-1. The record is from RefSeq and is a predicted model, not a curated record. Gene Ontology annotation, cellular component: cytosol. Lineage: Eukaryota; Metazoa; Arthropoda; Insecta; Diptera; Culicidae. Gene Ontology annotation, biological process: ubiquitin-dependent protein catabolic process. The transcript has 2 exons. Bases 73 to 1689 code for a protein of 538 amino acids. Gene Ontology annotation, molecular function: polyubiquitin modification-dependent protein binding.